AAUAAUUUACACAUCAAAUUAUCGAAUCAAAACUCAUAAUGACCCCACAGUCUAAACUGGACAAAACAAACCUCUCUCCAACAGGAGAGAGAGAGAGAGAGGAUCCUAUAAUAUCAAAAGCGCCAGCUAUGAAUGUGAAUAAACGCGUCAUACAAGCAAGGCUGCACGAGUGUAAUGAAACAGCGUCCUAGUAACCAGGAUCAAUGCUUUCUUAAACUAAUAUAUAAACAUAAUAGGCUUUGUUUGCCUUUGUUUUUUGUUCAAAGGUGGUUUCAAUUCUUAGACUCUUUUUGACAUUCGUGAAUUCAGCUCCACCCUACCAUCUUGUCUCUAUAUAUAAACAAGUAUUACAUAUACAUUUCAAAAAAAAAAACAUAUAUUACUAUUUUUUUAUAUUUUUUAUUGUGUAUACAAACUUAAAGGUUCUCACCCAAUUUCAGGGUGGGACACCUCCUCAAAGCACAAGACCUUUGAUUUGCGUUUUGUGUAAGCCAUUAUGUCCAUCUGUUGUUGCUUGGUCUUGUCUCUCUCCUAUGUAUAUAAAGCUAGAAACCCAAGUUCAAGUUUGUUUCCCAGUUUGUGUUUAGAGGCUCCAAAGGUCAUCAGCAAAGUUUUCUCUGUAUCUAUCUAUCUCAAACUGAAUACUCCUCAGGUAAAGGCAUCAACUUUUGAAAGGAAACAACACAUAAGGGCAAACACGACAACAUAGGGGUGGGAAAAAAAAGGAGCUUUUGAAUUGAUUUGUUGCUUUGUUUGCUAUAGUUUUAAUGGAGUGGGGUUGGAAGAAGAAUUCUUUUCGUUGGGUAGAGAAUGUGGAAGAGAAUGAAGAUCUGAAAAUAGUUUCAACCUUAUCGUCGAUUCCUCAACCACAAACACCAAGGGAACCCAUGGAGUUCUUGUCAAGAUCUUGGAGCCUCUCUGCUUCGGAGAUUUCAAAAGCUCUGGCUCAAAAACAAAAACAGUUUCUUGUUGAUAAGAAUCCAAUUGUAACCCCAGAGACAUUUGUCCCACCAACAUAUCCAUGCAAGGUCGUGAAUUCUUUAAGUGCUCGGAGAACAGGGUCAUUCGGUAGGUGGUUCAAGGAUUCCAACAAUAGCAACCUAAAGAAGAAAGACAAAGCGCGAGUAGAAAAUGCACGGAUCCACGCUGCCCUCUCUGUUGCUGGACUAGCUGCAGCGUUGGCUGCUGUGGCUGCAGCAGAAAACUCUAAAUCUUCAAGCUCAAAAAUGAGUUCGGCUUUGGCAUCAGCUACAGAGCUCCUUGCAUCACAUUGCAUCGAGAUGGCUGAAUCAGUUGGGGUUGAGCAUGAUCGUGUGACUUCGGUUGUCAGAUCAGCGGUAGACAUUCAAAGCCCAAGCGAUAUAGUGACUCUCACAGCUGCAGCUGCAACAGCUUUGCGAGGUGAAGCAGCUCUGAAAGCGAGGGUUCCAAAAGAAGCAAAGAAGAACGCCACUAUAAUUCCAUAUGAUAAGGGUAUGGCAGAAGCUCCAAGGGUUCCUUCUUUUCAUAGCGAAAUGGAACAAGAAAAUCCUGCUCCUGCUCAUAUAGGUGACUUAUUGCAACAUGCACAAAAAGGAGUCCUGCGAUGGAAGCGUGUGUCUGUCUAUGUCAACAAAAAAUCUCAGGUCAUAAUUAAGAUCAAAAGCAAACACGUAGGAGGAGCCUUUUCCAAGAAGAGCAAAUGUGUUGUCUAUGGAGUCUGCGAUGAGAGUCAUGGGACUUCCCCAUGGCCAUUCAAAAAAGAAAGAGAGAAUGUGGAAGCCUAUUUUGGGGUCAAAACGGCACAGGGCCUUCUAGAGUUCAAGUGCAAUAACAAGAUCCAUAAGCAGAAGUGGCUAGAUGAGAUACAAAAUCUUCUUCACCAAUCCACUUGCGUUGAAGAUGCUGACAGCUCCAAGUUUUUAAAUAUUACAAAGAGUCUUUGAUUAGUUUGUAAAUAUUAAUGGUUUAUUAGUCAGGGUGCGUCUGAUAGUUCAAGAAUAGAUGAAAUGUAACAUUACUGAAAUAGAAAUAUUACCACGGCUAUACUGCGUUUUCCAAGUACCAUUCUCCAGUUACAGAAGUGAAAACAUCUUUUUACA
Messenger RNA from Camellia sinensis, 2081 nucleotides. RefSeq names its product auxin canalization protein (DUF828). Lineage: Eukaryota; Viridiplantae; Streptophyta; Magnoliopsida; Ericales; Theaceae. Gene Ontology annotation, biological process: auxin-activated signaling pathway; phloem or xylem histogenesis; leaf vascular tissue pattern formation. The record is from RefSeq and is a predicted model, not a curated record.